Molecule: messenger RNA, 6117 nt
Organism: Elephantulus edwardii (Cape elephant shrew)
Lineage: Eukaryota; Metazoa; Chordata; Mammalia; Macroscelidea; Macroscelididae
Gene: MYH14
Product: myosin, heavy chain 14, non-muscle
Exons: 42
Coding region: 1-6117 (2038 amino acids)
Cellular component (GO): myosin complex
Molecular function (GO): cytoskeletal motor activity; ATP binding; actin filament binding
Source: RefSeq, a predicted model, not a curated record
AUGGCAGCUGUGACGAUGUCGGUGCCAGGCCGGAAGGUGCCCCCCAGGCCGGGCCCGGUGCCCGAGGCUGCCCAGCCGUACCUGUUCACGGCCCGCGGGCCGAGCGGGGCAGGUGGCCCCGGGGUGGCGGGCACCUCGCCGCAGGUGGAGUGGACGGCCCGGCGCCUGGUGUGGGUGCCCUCGGAGCUACACGGGUUCGAGGCUGCGGCGCUGCGGGACGAAGGCGAGGAGGAGGCCGAAGUGGAGCUGGCGGAGAGCGGCCGGCGGCUGCGGCUUCCGCGGGACCAGAUCCAGCGCAUGAACCCGCCCAAGUUCAGCAAGGCCGAGGACAUGGCCGAGCUGACCUGCCUCAACGAGGCCUCGGUCCUGCACAACCUGCGCGAGCGCUACUACUCCGGCCUCAUCUACACGUACUCCGGCCUCUUCUGUGUGGUCAUCAACCCGUACAAGCAGCUUCCCAUCUACACGGAGGCCAUCAUCGAGAUGUACCGGGGUAAGAAGCGCCACGAGGUGCCGCCGCACGUCUACGCCGUGACCGAGGGCGCCUACCGCAGCAUGCUGCAGGAUCGUGAGGAUCAGUCUAUUCUGUGCACCGGGGAGUCUGGAGCUGGGAAGACUGAAAACACCAAGAAGGUCAUCCAGUACCUCGCCCACGUGGCGUCAUCCCCGAAGGGCCGGAAGGAGCCGGGGGUCCCUACCUCCGCCAGCACCAUGUCUUAUGGCGAGUUAGAGCGGCAGCUUCUUCAAGCCAAUCCCAUCCUGGAGGCCUUUGGCAACGCGAAGACGGUCAAGAACGACAACUCUUCUCGAUUUGGGAAAUUCAUUCGCAUCAACUUUGACGUUGCUGGCUACAUCGUGGGCGCCAACAUCGAGACCUACCUGCUGGAGAAGUCACGCGCCAUCCGCCAGGCCAAGGACGAGUGCAGCUUCCACAUCUUCUACCAGCUGCUAGGGGGCGCUGAAGAGCAACUCAAGGCCGACCUCCUGCUGGAGCCGUGUUCCCACUACCGCUUCCUGACCAACGGGCCGUCAUCGUCCCCCGGCCAGGAGCGGGAGCUCUUCCAUGAGACGCUGGAGUCCCUGCGGGUCCUGGGCUUCAGCCACGAGGAAAUCACCUCAAUGUUGCGGAUGGUCUCGGCAGUUCUCCAGUUCGGCAACAUCGUCCUGAAGAAGGAACGGAACACUGACCAGGCCACCAUGCCCGACAACACAGCCGCACAAAAGCUCUGCCGGCUCCUGGGCCUGGGGGUGACAGACUUCUCCCGGGCCCUGCUGACCCCUCGCAUCAAGGUGGGCCGGGACUACGUGCAGAAGGCCCAGUCCAAGGAGCAGGCCGACUUCGCCCUGGAGGCCCUGGCCAAGGCCACCUACGAGCGCCUCUUCCGCUGGCUGGUGCUGCGCCUCAACCGAGCUCUGGACCGCAGCCCCCGCCAGGGCGCCUCCUUCCUGGGCAUCCUGGACAUCGCGGGCUUCGAGAUCUUCCAGCUGAACUCCUUCGAGCAGCUCUGCAUCAACUACACCAACGAGAAGCUGCAGCAGCUCUUCAACCACACCAUGUUCGUGCUGGAACAGGAGGAGUACCAGCGCGAGGGCAUCCCCUGGACCUUCCUCGACUUCGGCCUGGACCUGCAGCCCUGCAUCGACCUCAUCGAACGCCCGGCCAACCCCCCCGGACUCCUGGCGCUGCUCGACGAGGAAUGCUGGUUCCCAAAGGCAACUGACAAGUCCUUUGUGGAGAAGGUGGCCCAGGAGCAAGGUGGCCACCCCAAGUUCCAGCGGCCGAGGCAACUGCGGGACCAGGCUGACUUUAGCGUCCUCCACUAUGCGGGCAAGGUCGACUACAAGGCCAAUGAAUGGCUGAUGAAAAACAUGGACCCUCUGAAUGACAACGUGGCGGCCCUGCUUCACCAAAGCACAGACCGGCUGACGGCCGAGAUCUGGAAAGAUGAACACGGGGGCUUCCAGCAGUUCUCUCUGCUCGGCUCCUUCUCACCGUCGCCCCCAGGAUCUGCAGAGAGGCUCAGCUCUGCUGUUUCCCCGUCAGGGGUGGAGGGCAUUGUGGGUCUGGAGCAAGUGAGCAGCCUUGGGGAUGGCCCACCAGGUGGUCGCCCCCGCCGAGGAAUGUUCCGGACGGUGGGCCAGCUCUACAAGGAGUCUCUGAGCCGCCUCAUGGCCACGCUCAGCAACACCAACCCGAGCUUCGUCCGCUGCAUCGUCCCCAACCACGAGAAGAGGGCUGGCAAGCUGGAGCCGCGGCUGGUGCUGGACCAGCUGCGUUGUAAUGGCGUCUUGGAGGGCAUUCGCAUCUGCCGCCAGGGCUUCCCCAACCGCAUCCUCUUCCAGGAGUUCCGACAGAGGUAUGAGAUCCUGACCCCCAACGCCAUCCCCAAGGGCUUCAUGGAUGGGAAGCAGGCUUGUGAGAAGAUGAUCCAGGCCCUGGAACUGGACCCCAACCUCUACCGCGUGGGCCAAAGUAAGAUCUUCUUCCGGGCCGGGGUCCUGGCCCAGCUGGAGGAGGAGCGGGACCUGAAGGUCACAGACAUCAUCGUGUCCUUCCAGGCGGCCGCCCGGGGAUACCUGGCGCGCAGAGCCUUCCAGAAGCGGCAGCAGCAGCAGAGCGCCCUGAGGGUGAUGCAGCGGAACUGUGCGGCCUACCUGAAGCUCAGGCAUUGGCAGUGGUGGCGGCUCUUCACCAAGGUGAAGCCGUUGCUACAGGUGACCAGGCAGGACGAGGUGCUGCAGGCACGUGCACAGGAGCUGCAGAAGGUGCAGGAGCAGCAGCAGCAGAGUGCACGCCAAGUAGGAGAGCUCCAGGACCGCCUGGCGCAGGUGGAGGAGGAACGGAGCCGCCUGGCAGAGCAGCUGCGGGCUGAGGCAGAGCUGUGCGCCGAGGCAGAGGAGACCCGAGGGCGGCUGGCUGCCCGCAAACAGGAGCUGGAGCUGGUGGUGUCCGAGCUGGAGGCCCGUGUGGGCGAGGAGGAGGAGUGCAGCCGCCAGCUGCAGAUGGAGAAGAAGAGGCUGCAGCAGCACAUACAGGAACUGGAGACCCACCUAGAGGCUGAGGAAGGGGCACGGCAGAAGCUGCAGCUGGAGAAGGUGACGACGGAGGCAAAGCUAAAGAAGUUUGAGGAGGGCCUGCUGCUUUUGGAAGAUCAGAACGCCAAACUGAGCAAGGAGCGGAAGCUGCUGGAGGACCGUCUGGCCGAGUUCUCAUCUCAGGCGGCCGAGGAGGAAGAGAAGGUGAAGAGCCUCAACAAGCUGCGGCUCAAGUACGAGGCCACCAUCGCAGACAUGGAAGACCGCCUGCGCAAGGAGGAGAAGGGCCGCCAGGAACUGGAGAAGCUCAAGCGGCGGCUGGACGGCGAGAGCUCGGAGCUGCAGGAGCAGAUGGUGGAGCAGCAGCAGCGGGCGGAGGAGCUGCGGGCCCAGCUGGGGCGCAAGGAGGAGGAGCUGCAGGCGGCCCUGGCCAGGGCAGAGGAAGAAAGCGGGGCGCGGGCCCAGCUGCUGAAAUCCCUGCGAGAAGCUCAGGCGGGAAUGGCCGAGGCCCAGGAGGACUUGGAGGCUGAGCGUGUGGCCAGGGCCAAGGCCGAGAAGCAGCGCCGGGACCUGGGCGAGGAACUGGAGGCGCUGAGGGGAGAGCUGGAGGACACGCUGGACUCCACCAACGCCCAGCAGGAGCUCCGGUCCAAGAGAGAACAGGAAGUGACGGAGCUGAAGAAGGCCCUGGAGGAGGAGGCGAGGACACACGAGGCUGCGGUGCAGGAGCUGAGGCAGCGCCACGGCCAGGCGCUGGGGGAAUUGGCGGAGCAGCUAGAACAGGCCCGGAGGGGCAAAGGUGCGUGGGAGAAGACGCGCAUGGUCCUGGAGGCCGAGGUGUCCGAGCUGCGGGCUGAGCUGAGCAGCCUGCAGGCCUCGCGGCAGGAAGGUGAACAGCGGAGGCGCCGGCUGGAGACGCAGCUGCAGGAGGUGCAGGGCCGGGCAGGCGACGGGGAACGGGCACGGGCAGAGGCUGCCGAGAAGCUGCAGCGAGCCCAGGCUGAGCUGGAGAACGUGUCUGCAGCCCUGAGUGAGGCCGAGUCCAAAGCCAUCAGGUUAAGCAAGGAGCUGAGCAGCACCGAGGCCCAGCUGCAUGAUGCCCAGGAACUGCUGCAGGAAGAGACCAGGGCGAAGCUGGCUUUGGGGUCCCGCGUGCGAGCCCUGGAGGGCGAGGCGGCCGGCCUGAGGGAGCAGCUGGAAGAGGAGGUGGCUGCCAAGGAGCGGGCGGGACGGGAGCUGCAGGCCUCCCAAGCCCAGCUCUCAGAAUGGCGGCGGCGCCAGGAGGAGGAAGCAGGGGCCCUGGAGGCAGGGGAGGAGGCCCGGCGGCGGGCAGCGCGAGAGGCCGAGGCUCUGGCCCAGCGCCUGGCUGAAAAGACGGAGGCCGUGGAGCGGCUGGAUCGGGGCCGCCGACGGCUGCAGCAGGAACUGGACGACGCCACCAUGGACUUGGAGCAGCAGCGGCAGCUCGUCAGCACGCUGGAGAAGAAGCAGCGUAAAUUUGACCAGCUCCUGGCCGAGGAGAAGGCGGCCGUGCUGCGGGCCGUGGAGGAGCGGGAGCGGGUCGAGGCCGAGGGCCGGGAGCGUGAGGCUCGCACGCUGGCCCUGACACAAGCCCUGACCGAGGAGCAGGAGGCCCGGGAGGAGCUGGAGCGGCAGAACCGGGCGCUGCGGGCCGAGAUGGACGCGCUCCUGAGCAGCAAGGACGACGUGGGCAAGAGCGUACACGAGCUGGAACGAGCCCGCCGGGUGGCCGAGCAGGCAGCCAGCGACCUGCGGACACAGGUGACGGAGCUGGAGGACGAGCUGACGGCUGCCGAGGACGCCAAGCUGCGCCUGGAGGUGACGGUACAGGCUCUGAAGGCCCAACACGAGCGGGACCUACAGGGCCGAGAUGACGCUGGUGAGGAGAGGCGGCGGCAGCUGGCCAAGCAGCUGAGGGACGCCGAGGUAGAACGCGAUGAAGAACGGAAGCAGAGGGCCCUGGCCGUGGCUGCCCGCAAAAAGCUGGAAGCGGAGCUGGAGGACCUGAAGGCUCAGACAGCGGCCGCUGGACAGGGCAAGGAGGACGCGGUGAAGCAGCUUCGCAAGAUGCAGGCCCAGAUGAAAGAGCUGUGGCGGGAAGUGGAGGAGGCCCGGACCUCCCGAGAGGAGAUCUUUGUCCAAAACAAAGAGAGUGAGAAGCGUCUCAAGUGGUUGGAAGCAGAGCUCCUGAGGCUGCAGGAGGAACUCGCUGCCUCAGACCGUGCCCGGCGACAGGCCCAGCAGGAGCGAGAUGAGAUGGCAGACGAGAUGGCCAGCGGCAACCUCAGCAAGGCAGCCAUCCUGGAGGAGAAGCGGCAGCUGGAGGGGCGCCUGGGAAAAAUGGAAGAGGAGCUGGAGGAAGAACAGAGCAAUGCAGAGCUGCUUAAUGACCGCUACCACAAGCUGCUCCUGCAGGUGGAGUCCCUGACCACAGAGCUGUCCGCUGAGCGCAGUUUCUCGGCCAAGGCAGAGAGCGGGCGGCAGCAGCUGGAGCGACAGAUGCAGGAGCUGCGAGGACGCCUGGGCGACGAGGACGCGGGAGCCCGAGCCCGUCAGAAGAUGCUCAUCGCCGCUCUCGAGUCCAAGUUGGCCCAGGUCGAGGAGCAGCUCGAACAGGAGUGCAGGGAGCGCAUCCUCUCAGGCAAGCUGGUUCGUAGAGCUGAAAAGAGGCUCAAAGAGGUCGUACUCCAGGUGGAGGAAGAGCGGCGGGUGGCUGAUCAGCUCCGGGACCAGUUGGAGAAGGGGAACCUCCGAGUGAAGCAGCUGAAGCGGCAGCUGGAGGAGGCGGAGGAGGAGGCUUCCCGGGCGCAGGCGGGCAAGCGGAGGCUGCAGCGGGAACUGGAAGAUGUCACCGAGUCGGCCGAGUCCAUGAACCGAGAGGUGGCCACGCUGAGGAACCGGCUACGACGUGGACCCCUCACCUUCACCACACGCACAGUGCGUCAGGUCUUCCGCCUGGAGGAGGGCGUGGCUUCGGAUGAAGAGGGCGAGGAGGCGGAGUCCGGGGCUGGGGCCCCGCCCCCGGAGGCCGAUGGGCCAGUGCAAGCCCCGCCCCAGUGA